UCUGAUGAGAUGAACUUCAUUAACUCAAUGGUCAAUUGUAGCCAACUAGAACUGUUAUCUCUUGGUGGGAACCACUUGACUGGAGUUCUUCCUAGUUCUAUAAGAAAUCUCUCAUCUCAACUAACAAUUCUAUCAUUUGAAUAUAAUUUAAUUUAUGGGACCCUGCCUUCGGGGAUUGGGAAUCUUGUGAUGUUAGACCGAUUAUAUUUAGGCACUAAUCAAUUAACAGGGAUUUUUCCAAGUGAACUUGGUAAUCUACGAAACCUUAAAUCUUUUUUCAUGGAUGACAACUUCUUCACCGGGAACUUACCAAAAUCUAUAGGGAACCUGUCAUUAUUGCUAGAGUUGAGUUUGGCAAAAAACAGAUUAGAAUGACAUAUACCUCCCAAUCUUGGCAACUGCACCGGUUUGUUGUUGUUGGACCUUUCCAUAAACAAUCUUAAUGGCCCAAUACCCAUUGAAAAUUUUAAGCUAUCAUCCCUGUCGAGGUAUCUAGAUCUUUCUCACAACUAUUUAGUGGAACCCCUUCCCCAAGAGAUAGAAAAAUUUAAAAGUUUGACGCAACUUGAGUUGUCAUACAAUGAUCUAGUUGGAACAAUACCAAAUGCAAUCGAAAGUUGCACAAGUCUUGUGUACCUAAAUCUAGGUGCCAAUUCCUUUGAAGGUCCGAUACCUUCCUCAAUGAGUGUUCUAAGAGGUAUCAUCUAUCUUAAUCUUUCUAGCAACAAUUUCUCUGGAAAAAUUCCAAAAUUCUUAGAGCAACUAAACUUGUCUUCAUUGGAUUUGUCUUUCAACAAUCUUGUUGGUGAGGUACCGUUGGAAGGUAUUUUCAAAAAUGCUUCUAUCUCAAUUCAGGGCAAUAAUAGGCUAUGUGGAGGCCUUCCUCAACUUCGCCUUCCCAAAUGUGCCACAGUAUCAAGGUCAAAGACAGGUUUUAGAACAUCACGCGUUAUUCUAAUUGUCAUUCCAAUUUGCUCGCUUUUAGUUCUAGGAAUGGUUUUGUUCUAUUUAAUUUGUUGGAAAAGAAGGAAGGGACAAGCACAACCAGCAGAAGACGCAUCAUGCGUGCAACCGUUUUCAAGAGUUUCUUAUGGAAGCAUAGUUAGAGCUACCAAUGGGUUCUGUGAACAAAACUUGAUUGGGACAGGGGCUUUUAGUGCUGUUUAUAAGGGUAUUCUUGAACCGGCUGAUGGAAUGGUUGCCGUCAAGGUUCUAAAGCUUGAAAAUCAGGGAGCGUUGAAGAGUUUUGUGAUGGAGUGUGAAGCUUUAAAAAAUAUAAGGCAUCGUAAUCUUGUGAAAGUCAUUACUUCCUGUUCAUCCGUUGAUUUUCCGGGUAACGAUUUCAAAGCUAUUAUCUACGAGUUAAUGCCAAAUGGGAAUCUUGAAUGGUGGCUACAUCCAAGUUCACAACAACACGUUGAUAUCCAAGAAGCUCCUCCACAUAGAUUGACCCUUCGCCAAAAAGUAACGAUUGCAUCAGAUGUAGCUCAUGCCAUGCACUACCUCCACCAAGGGUCUGAGGUGCCCAUUAUUCACUGUGAUCUAAAGCCAAGCAAUAUCUUACUUGACAGUGACAUGGUUGCUCACAUUGGUGAUUUCGGGCUGGCAAAGUUUCUGCCAUUAAAACCACAGGAAAGUAGUUCAGUUGGAUUACGAGGGACUAUCGGGUAUGCACCUCCAGAAUAUGGUCUUGGAGGUGAGAUGACAAAAGAAGGGGAUAUUUACAGCUUUGGGAUAUUGUUAUUAGAGAUGAUAACAGAAAAGAGACCAACAGACCGCAUUUUUCAAAAUGGAUUGAACCUCCAUGGCUAUGUGACAAUGGCUUUGCCUGACCGUCUAAUAGAGAUAAUUGAACCGGCACUAUUGUCUGUCAUUGAGGGUGCAAAUGUUAGCCAUGAGGAUGAAGCUAGAAAGCGAGAGAGGUUGGAAGAAAGCUUGAGUUUAUUAGCAAAAAUUGGGUUGAAAUGCUCCAUGGAAUCUACCAAAGAGAGGAUGAACUUGAGCAAAAUCAUCCAGGAGUUGCAUCAUAUCAAUGGUCUCUUCUGAAGUUGUCUAAAAUGUGAUAGUGAGAUUAAACACAAAGGGAUGCUGGUGCAGUUGGGUAGCGCGUAUAUCUCAUCCUGAGGUCAAGAAUUCGAGUCUCUCCGUACAUCUUAAUAUGUUUCUUGAUGUUUUUAAAGUGUCUUUCAUUUAAUACUACUGUAAUUAUACAACCAAUAUUGGCGCUUUCUUUCAUUUUAAAUGCUCAAAUCCAUAUGAAUAAACUUUUCCAAUCA
Erigeron canadensis is the source of this 2276-nucleotide messenger RNA. Its product is annotated as receptor kinase-like protein Xa21. Lineage: Eukaryota; Viridiplantae; Streptophyta; Magnoliopsida; Asterales; Asteraceae. The record is from RefSeq and is a predicted model, not a curated record. Gene Ontology annotation, biological process: protein phosphorylation. Gene Ontology annotation, molecular function: protein kinase activity; ATP binding; protein binding. The coding region runs from base 682 to 2046 and encodes 454 amino acids. The transcript is spliced from 2 exons.